This is a messenger RNA of Acanthamoeba castellanii str. Neff, 174 nucleotides long. RefSeq lists its product as uncharacterized. Lineage: Eukaryota; Discosea; Longamoebia; Acanthamoebidae. The coding region runs from base 1 to 174 and encodes 57 amino acids. The transcript has 2 exons. The record is from RefSeq and is a predicted model, not a curated record.
AUGACGCCCGAGGAGAAGGCCCACUUUGACAAGUUCGGCAUGCUACCCAAGAAGUCUCUCGCUACCCACAUGCUCGGCAAGCGCGACGAGGGAAGGCAACAUUUCGAUUCGGCAGAAUGGGCCAAGGGUCUGCAGAACAAGAAGGGACCCCUCGGCAAGGUGCAGAACGACUAA